Salmo salar (Atlantic salmon) is the source of this 4483-nucleotide messenger RNA. NCBI's taxonomy places the organism in Eukaryota, Metazoa, Chordata, Actinopteri, Salmoniformes, Salmonidae. The record is from RefSeq and is a predicted model, not a curated record.
UACGCGCUUUCCACAACAUGCAGCAAAGAGGAGGUGGCAAGGCACCCUAUCAUCAAUUCUGAAGUUGGUUCGGUAUGAAGGAAUAUUCCCUAUUAAAACCAACCGGAAGAAAAUUAAAUGUUUAGAAAUGGCCACACCAUAAAUGACUACCGUCUCGUGGAGCUUCAAAUCUGAGAAACUUCAUUUCAUUCUCGCGUUUAUUUUUCCAUUCCUUGUGACGACAGAGGACUUGUAUUAGAUUGCUUGGUUGGGCCGUAACUACGGGUUAUAAGUAUGUCUUUGAAGGGAGUUUUAUGAAAUCGGUACCGCUGAACUUCAAGACGAUGCUGCCAGUCUGUUGAGAUCCAUUUAUUAAGCCGGUUGUUACAUUGUCUAAGAAUGAUCGUGUGUGUAUUGGGGCAGUAACGUUAACCAUCCCAAGACCACCCUUGUGCAUUUUGUUGAGCAUGAUCAAAUGUAGCCAACGUGUUAUGUGAAUUGUUUCAUUUACAAUAAUAAUAAUAAUGCGCGAUUGGUGUUUCAGCUCAUGAGUAAAUGCGGGUAUUGAAUUGUAGCUUAUUAUUAUUGAGUUUAUUUCAAGAAUCGUCUGUCUACUUGUCUAGCGGCUAAAUGGACACAGUGGCGCGAGCUAGCUGCCUUAUUACAGCCUCAUAGAUACUUGGACGUUAUUGGGAAUUUUGGAUUAUUCUUCUUUCUUUGUGGGAAUUGCUGGAAAGGCCACUCAGACUAAACUCACAGAAGAUGUCGUUCUUCAAUUUUCGUAAAAUCUUCAAGUUGGGGUCUGAUAAGAAGAAGAAACAGUAUGAGCACGUACAUAGAGACGAGAACCCGGAGGAAAUCUGGGAGAUUAUUGGGGAACUGGGAGAUGGGGCCUUUGGGAAAGUGUACAAGGCCCAAAACAAGCAGACUGGGACCCUGGCUGCUGCCAAGGUGAUCGAUACCAAGACAGAGGAGGAGUUGGAGGAUUACAUGGUGGAGAUAGACAUUCUGGCCUCCUGCGAUCAUCGUUACAUAGUCAAACUGCUGGAUGCCUUCUAUUAUGAAAGCAAACUGUGGAUUCUGAUUGAGUUCUGUGCGGGAGGUGCUGUCGAUGCAGUCAUGUUGGAGCUUGAGAGGCCUCUGACAGAGCCCCAGAUCCGGGUGGUGUGUAGACAGACGUUGGAGGCCCUGGCCUACCUUCAUGAGAUCAAGGUCAUCCACAGAGACCUGAAGGCUGGGAACAUCCUUUUCUCACAGGAGGGAGACAUCAAAUUGGCUGACUUUGGCGUGUCCGCUAAGAAUACCAUGACGCUGCAGAGAAGAGAUUCUUUCAUUGGCACUCCAUAUUGGAUGGCUCCAGAGGUGGUGAUGUGUGAGACGUCUAAGGACCGUCCGUAUGACUACAAGGCUGACAUCUGGUCCCUGGGGGUCACCCUGAUUGAGCUGGCACAGAUAGAACCUCCUAACCACGAGAUGAACCCCAUGAGAGUCCUGCUGAGAAUAGCCAAGGCCGAUCCGCCCACACUCAUGCAGCCUUCACGCUGGUCACCAGAGUUUAAUGACUUUCUGAGGAAGGCACUGGAUAAGAAUGUGGACCGUAGGUGGUGCACAGCCCAGCUCUUGCAGCAUCCCUUUGUUAGCAGUGUAGUUGACAACAAACCUCUGAGAGAACUGAUUGCUGAGGCCAAUGCUGACGUCUUAGAGGAGAUAGAAGAAGGCAAAGAGGAAGAUGAAGAAGAAGAGACAGAAGCAACUCUGGUGGUGCCCGGACAUAAGCGAGCGCCAUCAGACACCAGCAUGGCCAGCUCUGAGGAUGAGAAGCUCUCAGAGACCACCUCUACACUGGACUCGGUCACAGAGAAGACAGAGCCUGAGACUGCAGAGGACAAGGCCAGUGAUAAGCUGUCUGACGAGGGCCUUGGGACCAGCGUGGGCGACAGGGCAGAGGUUGAGAAACUGAACGAGGUGUCUGAUGCCAGUAAUGAGGACUUAGUCGAUGGACAGGUGAAGCCCAUGGAGCCCAAACCAGAGGAAAGCCCUGCUGGAAAGCCUGAGGAGAUUCCUGACUGUCAGAUCACCAUUGUGCCAGAAGCACCAUCAGACACACAGGAGAGUGUGAUUGUGAGUGAGGAGACAGGGGAAGAGGAGAAAGUAGAGGAUGGACCUCCACAAGUAUUCCCGAAGGAAAGAGUAGAAGUAGAGGAGAAGAAGACAGAGGAGGAGGAGGUGAAGAAGGAACCAAUCAAAGAGGAGCCAGAGGUGAUUCUCCAGCCUCCCACCAAAUUCACCGAUCCAGGGGACCAGCCGAGGAGUGCUUUAGAGGAGCCUGGCGCCGUACUGACAGAGGUCAAUGCUAAACCAGAGGAGACUGAGAAGGAGACGCUCGUUGAGGAGAUGACAGAGGAGGUUAAACCAGAGGCUGAUGGGGUCACAGACAUAAACACAGACACCGACUUGAAUGAAGACACAGACAACACAGAAUCGGACGUCAACACAGACGCAGAGGUAGACGCAGCUGAGGGCUCCACAGAGGUCUCUGCAGACACAGAAGCCCAAAGAGACAAUAAUGUAAUACCGGUGGUGAUUCUUGAGGAGGGGACAACAGACGAGAGGGAGGAGAAGCCACCAGCUGAGGAAGCUCCAUCCCAGGAUGCCGUUUCGGAGUCAAAGACCGACCAGGAAAGCACUCCUGUUAAGUCUAAGCCGGAUGUGGAGAAGGAUUCUGACUCUGGGAGCAGCUCUGCAGCCGAUAGCAACAGCAUGGACCUCAACCUGUCCAUCUCCAGUUUCCUGUCCAAAAAGGCUGAGGCGGGAUCUGUGUCCAUACAGGACACGAGACGGCAGAAGAAGACUCUGAAGAAGACCCGUAAGUUCAUGGUAGACGGAGUGGAGGUCAGUGUGACCACAUCAAAGAUAGUCACCGAUAACGACACCAAAAACGAGGAGAUGAGAUUCCUGAGGCGCCAGGAGCUGAGAGAGCUGCGUCUGCUGCAGAAGGAGGAGCAUAGAGCCCAGCAGGCGCUCAGCGACAAGCUGCAGCAGCAGAGAGAACAGAUCUACCGCCGCUUUGAGCAGGAGAUGACUGGUAAGAAGCGUCAGUACGACCAGGAGGUGGAGAAUCUGGAGAAGAAACAGAAGCAGACCAUCGAGCGGCUGGAGCAGGACCAUACCAACCGGCUGAGGGACGAGGCAAAACGCAUCAAGGCCGAGCAGGACAAGGAGCUCUCCAAGUUCCAGAACAUGCUCAAGAACCGCAAGAAGGAGGUGAAACAGGAAGUUGAACACUCACCCAAAUUCAUGAGGAGAGAGCUCAUGAAACUCUUAAAGGAAGAUCUAUCUCUCAUUCAGACUGCAAAGGGUGUGGCCCAGAUUAUGAUACAGUCUUUUCAGUUGUCCUCAUGUGCUCUCUUCAACGCUCAGAUGCAGGAUGAGCAGGAGUUUCUGCAGAAGCAGCAGCAGGAGUUGGAUGGAGCCCUGAAGAAGAUCAUCCAACAGCACAAACAUGAGAUCGCCACCAUCGAGAGAGACUGCCUCAACCACAAACAACAGCUUAUGAGAGCUCGAGAGGCAGCCAUGUGGGAGCUGGAAGAGCGCCAUCUGCAGGAGAAGCACCAGCUGCUCAAGCAGCAGCUCAAAGACCAGUACUUCAUGCAGAGACACCAGCUGCUCAAGAGACAUGAGAAGGAAAUGGAGCAGAUGCAGCGCUACAACCAGCGUCUGAUUGAGGAGAUAAAGAACAGACAGGCCCAGGAGAGAGGUCGUCUGCCGAAGAUCCAGCGGGGCGAUGCCAAGACACGCAUGGCCAUGUUCAAGAAGAGCCUCCGCAUCACCUCUGCACCUGGCACCCCGGAGCAGGAAAGGGAGAAGAUCAAACAGUUUGCAGCCCAGGAGGAGAAGAGGCAGAAGAACGAGAGACUCCAUCAACAUCAGAAACAUGAGAACCAGAUGAGAGACCUGCAGCUGCAGUGUGACUCCAACAUCAGAGAGCUGCAGCAGCUUCAGAAUGAGAAGUGCCAUCUCCUGAUUGAACACGAGACUCAGAAGCUGAAGGAGCUCGAUGAAGAGCACAGCCAGGAGCUGCAGGAGUGGAGGGAGAAACUACGGCCCAGGAAGAAGGCCUUGGAGGAGGAAUUCACACGCAAGCUCCAGGAGCAGGAGGUCUUUUUCAAGAUGAGCGGGGAGUCGGAAUGCCUUAACCCCACAACCCAGAGCCGAGUGUCCAAGUUCUACCCCAUCCCUAGUGUGCACAACUCUGGUUUAUAGCCCUCCUCAGCACAGGAACAUACUGGCUGGGCUCAUAGACUGUGUCCCCAUGGUGGUGGGGAGGACCUCAGCCCGGUUGUUAUCUGGAAACUAGCGUUGGUCUAUUGUGGAUCUUAGGCUAGUGUGAUGUCUUCACACAACCAUGCACAUACACUAAUGUUCAAAAGUUUGGGGUCACUUAGAAAUGUCCUUGUUUUUGAAAGAAAAGCAAAAUGUCCAUUAAAAUAACAUCAAAUUGAUC